Molecule: messenger RNA, 1434 nt
Organism: Sus scrofa (pig)
Lineage: Eukaryota; Metazoa; Chordata; Mammalia; Artiodactyla; Suidae
Gene: SLC25A24
Product: solute carrier family 25 member 24
Biological process (GO): transmembrane transport
Cellular component (GO): mitochondrial inner membrane
Molecular function (GO): calcium ion binding
Source: RefSeq, marked provisional
AUGCUGCGCUGGCUGCGGGGCUUCGUGCUGCCCGCGGCGGCCUGCCAGGACGCCGAGCCGCCGACGCGCUACGAGACCCUCUUCCAGAAGCUGGACCGCAACGGGGACGGCGUGGUGGACAUCCGCGAGCUGCAGGAGGGGCUCAAGAGCCUGGGCAUCCCCCUGGGCCAGGACGCCGAGGAGAAAAUUUUUACUACUGGUGAUGUCAACAAAGAUGGGAAGCUGGAUUUUGAAGAAUUCAUGAAGUACCUUAAAGACCAUGAGAAAAAAAUGAAAUUGGCAUUUAAGAGUUUGGACAAAAAUAAUGAUGGAAAAAUUGAGGCUUCUGAAAUUGUCCAGUCUCUCCAGAUACUAGGUUUAACUAUUUCAGAACAACAAGCAGAGUUGAUUCUCCGAAGCAUUGAUGCUGAUGGGACAAUGACAGUGGACUGGAAUGAAUGGAGGGACUACUUCUUAUUUAAUCCCGUUACAGACAUUGAGGAAAUUAUCCGUUUCUGGAAACAUUCUACUGGUAUUGACAUAGGAGACAGUUUAACUAUUCCGGAUGAGUUCACGGAAGAUGAAAAAAAGUCAGGACAGUGGUGGAGGCAGCUCUUGGCAGGAGGUGUUGCCGGCGCCGUCUCUCGAACAAGCACUGCCCCUUUGGAUCGUCUGAAAGUCAUGAUGCAGGUCCAUGGUUCAAAAUCAGAGAAAAUGAACAUAUAUGGUGGCUUUCGACAGAUGGUGAAAGAAGGAGGGAUCCGCUCCCUUUGGAGAGGAAAUGGUACAAAUGUCAUUAAAAUUGCGCCUGAAACAGCUGUUAAGUUCUGGGCAUAUGAACAGUACAAGAAAUUGCUUACUGAGGAAGGACAAAAAGUAGGAACCUUCGAGAGAUUUAUUUCUGGUUCCAUGGCUGGAGCAACUGCACAAACUUUUAUUUAUCCUAUGGAGGUUCUGAAAACCAGGCUGGCUGUAGGCAAAACUGGACAAUACUCUGGGAUAUUUGAUUGUGCCAAGAAGAUUUUGAAACAUGAAGGCAUGGGAGCUUUUUACAAAGGUUAUGUUCCCAAUUUAUUAGGCAUCAUACCUUAUGCAGGUAUAGAUCUUGCUGUGUAUGAGCUCCUAAAGUCCCAUUGGCUUGAUAAUUUUGCCAAAGACUCUGUAAACCCAGGAGUCAUGGUGUUGCUGGGAUGCGGAGCCUUAUCCAGCACCUGUGGUCAGCUGGCCAGCUACCCUUUGGCCUUGGUGAGAACACGAAUGCAGGCUCAAGCCAUGGUAGAAGGAGCCCCACAGCUGAACAUGGUUGGGCUUUUUCGACGAAUAAUUUCUAAAGAAGGAAUACCUGGACUUUACAGAGGCAUCACCCCAAACUUUAUGAAGGUGCUCCCUGCUGUAGGCAUCAGUUAUGUGGUUUAUGAAAAUAUGAAACAAACUUUAGGAGUAACUCAGAAAUGA